ACGUCUUUGCAUGUUUCGUUACCAAAGAUAAUGGAAUAAAAUAAUUUUCUACGAAACGUUAAACAGAUCAAUAAAGCCGGGGUAAUUCAAGCUGAUCACGCGAUAUGUCCGAGACAAAGGUUAUUCCAAAGAAAACUAAAUCGAAUUUAUUAAGUUCAUUACGAUCUAGUACCGAGCAUGGACAAUCUACCGGAUCUAAUAGCAGUGUUUUAGAAGAGACAGAAGGUGACGUUGGGCAAAUAGGAAAACAUAUCUCAAAGGGUUCGGUGACGAUAAACAGGGAUGAGUAUUUACACGCACACAGAGAACUAACUCACGACUACCAACAGCUUAAAAUGAAAAACAACCUGCUACAUCGGAGAUUUGCUGAUUACUAUAAAAAAAGGAAACUUGAACAUGUAUUAAAACCAUUGGAAAAUUCUGCUGAUUUAGAAGAAAAAUAUCAACAAAAAUUGUUCACAUACGCGGAACUAAAAGAUAAGGAAGAAAAAGAAAUACACGAUAUAAAAACCAAAAUUCAAGCUGUAGAAAACCAAUUCAAGCAUAAUUUGGAAAAUGCUGAACAGAAAUGCGACGAACUUAUACAAUUAGAAAGGAGCACUGGCACAGGAUUGAUAUACUCAAAAACGGGAAAACCCAUGGGUGAAAAGACUAUAGAAAGAUUUCUGACGUUGCAAAGACACAAAGCAGAACAAGCUGCACAAUUAUGUUUACGAUACAUCAGAGUGAGGAAUGCCGUGGCUGAACUUGAAGUUGUGAUACGCAAAUUGGAAACACUAGGCCCGGGAUUACAUGUUGCACACUUCGAACAAAUGUACAUCGACAAACAAAACUAUAUGAAUAAAAUUGAAGAACGUGAGGACGAGCUGAUAAAAAACCGUACGAAAUGUACUGAACAUAAUCAGAUUUUGGCGCACAUACGCGAGAAAAUGCAUCACACCGACGAAGUUAUUGACUUUACAGAAGGUGAUCUAGGCGAUGCAGAUUUAGAAUUUUUGAAAGCCAGAGAAAGACUAGGCCAUGCAAAAGGAGAACGAGACAAACUACGUUGGUCGCUUGAAUCGGAACGAAUGAAGGCAGGUUUGCUUACCAGAAGGGAUUUGUUGCGUGACUUCCAAGACGCCACUGACGAGGUUGUAAAUUUAAAGGAGAGAAAAUGCCAUCUCAUGAAUCAAAUAACAAAAAUAAGACAUAAAUUACGAGAAUCUCGUCGUCAGUAUCAGUUCCAGCCAAUAGCGGCUGAGAAGGAUGAGGAAUUAGACAAUCUGUCUUAA
Papilio machaon (common yellow swallowtail) is the source of this 1274-nucleotide messenger RNA. RefSeq names its product coiled-coil domain-containing protein 96. NCBI's taxonomy places the organism in Eukaryota, Metazoa, Arthropoda, Insecta, Lepidoptera, Papilionidae. The record is from RefSeq and is a predicted model, not a curated record. Gene Ontology annotation, cellular component: ciliary basal body; axoneme. The transcript is spliced from 9 exons. Gene Ontology annotation, biological process: cilium assembly. Bases 105 to 1274 code for a protein of 389 amino acids.